This is a messenger RNA of Lathyrus oleraceus (garden pea), 648 nucleotides long. RefSeq names its product glycogen synthase kinase-3 homolog MsK-1-like. NCBI's taxonomy places the organism in Eukaryota, Viridiplantae, Streptophyta, Magnoliopsida, Fabales, Fabaceae. The transcript is spliced from 2 exons. The record is from RefSeq and is a predicted model, not a curated record. Bases 1 to 648 code for a protein of 215 amino acids.
AUGACUGAAGUAAACAAGGCACUUGAACAAAAUAUUGAGCAUCUAAAGGAUGUUAGUUGCUCUAAUAUCGCAUUGAAGGAUGAACUAUACCUUAAUUUGGUACUUGAGUAUGUUCCUGAAACAGUUCAUCGUGUCAUUAAGCAUUACAACAACUCUUUGGCACAAUAUUAUGAUCCACCUCUACGUUGUUUCACAUUCGUUGAUUUCCAACUAGCUCCUACUUUGGAAGAAGUUGAGAGAAUCGUGGGUCUCAAAUUGAAGGAUUUCAAUCCAUUUCCAAAGCUCGAAGAAGAAGCGGGCCCAAAGAAGAUAACUUCAGCCCUAAGUAUCAAUGUCCCGACUGUUCUAAACAAUUGGGUUGAAAAAGGAGGUUGCGAAGGUUUUGCCGCGAUGUUUUUGGAAGAUUUAGCUCUGGAGUUCAAGAAAAAGGGAAAUUGGAAUGCAUUUUAUGUUGUGUUGGCUUUAUUGAUCCAUGGGGUUGUGCUAUUCCCAAAUGUUGAAAAAUUUGUGGAUCAGGUAGCCAUAGAAGUCUUUCUCUCUGGCAAUCCCGUACCAUUUCUCUUAGCUGACAUUUACCAUGCCCUUCACGCUCGACAUGAAAAGAGGGGUGGAACUUUGUUGUGCUGUGCUCCUUUGCUUUAUACUUAG